UCCAUUAAACAAGAAGUUUAUAAGUUAUUACAACAGAAGAAAGAUAUCUAGAAAAUUUUGCCAAACACACCGAACAUUCAUCAACAGAGAUUCCGUUCCAUUGUUACCAGUCCACCAAAUUAACAAACGGUUAAAUACAACAUGGCCGCAAAUGUCGAAAAUAUUCCAUCAAGCGCUAUUGUAAUCGAACGCCCAUAUACUUCAUAUUUGCCUGCAGAAAUAGUGGCAAACAUAUUUCAAUUGUUACCAGCAAAAAGUUUAGUGGCUGCUGGGUUGGUCUGUAGUCGAUGGAGCAAACUUGCGGAGAAAGAAUUGACGCGGAGAACGGCGUUUGUUAGUCGGAUGUUUAAAGACAGUCAGGAGUUAAGACUAAAUGGAACGAUGGAAAACAUGGAAAAGCAGGUGUACAAGUUUCUCAACGAGCUUUCAGUCGUUCCUGCUGCUGUUAUUAUUGCAAGUUUUCCAAAACUGUCGAAAGAAAAUCGUGAGAAAUUCGCGAAAUUUUGCGUCAAAGUUGCUUUGGCAUUGCCGAAGGAAUGUGCGAUUGUUGUUGGUUUGCAUAAGAUUUAUGCAAAAAGUGUAAUGGGGGAGAACAGUUGUGGACUGCCUGAAGAAGUCGAAAAUGAUGGCAUAUUAAAGGUUUCUCUUCUGGUAUUUCCUAAAGCAAAGGAUAUAAACAUCACAAAAGUUUAUGUUAACACCGAAGUGCUAAGAACGAAGAAAGAGUAUUGGCGCGAAAAACUUCGUCAAGAUAAGAAAUUUGUAUUUUUAUUGGCGAGCAGCAGAGCGUACAAGUGCGUUCCAAAGAUUUACGAGAUUUUGGACAAGAACGUUGUGCUUUGUGGUGGAUUUCUUGAAAUGGUAUUUGCUGUGAAUGGUAAUUCAAUGAAAUCGUAUCCAGUUUGUGCCUUGGCAGUUGGUGGAAAUGUUGACGUUUACAGUCGUGUUAUGUUUCGUGCGUUGAAAGAUGUAAACUCGGGGACGUUUUUGCAAACACUUCGAGAAAUGCAAUUGCCUUCCAACAUCAAAGAUCCAAGCGUCUGUUUUCUAAUAAAAUCUUAUUAUAUAAGCAAUACAAUUAUCUCCGACGAAAGUUCACGUGAGUUUCGUCGAGAGUUUCCUCGCAUGAAAGUCUUUGGUUUUUCAUGUUCCGAAGAGAUCGGCUCACAUUGUUUGGACGAUAAUCGCAAGAAUCCCAGAGACAACUCAACCCUCACUCAUGAUUUCAGUCUGGUCAUUUGUGUCGUAACAUUUCGCAAAUAAUGAGCACAUGAUGCAAAAUGCAACUAAACUGUACUGAUCAUGAAAGUUACAAGUCUCAAGAUGCUCAAUAGUAAUAUUGUAACUAGUACAAGUGCUUUAGCACACAACAUUUUACAUAAUAUUUCAUUCACUAUUUGCAAUAACUUAUAUUGCCACACAUAAAAGCACAUUAACUUUGCUCGAGAGUUUAAUCUGUACAGUUAUCAGGGUUGAACAGAGCAAGUCUAGUUCUAAAUAUAUGAAUAUUGGCACAGACUUGUCGUUUUUUGACAUGCCAAAUUUUGUGUAUUAAAGAGCUUUGCACACAAGUUUUGUAAACUAGUUUUAAAUUAAUUACCAAUCUCACAGUAUUAUGGUUCACUUAAAAAGAAAAAUUUGUUGAUGUAGUAUUAUGACUUGAAAAAUUCUGAUAAAUAUGUACCGCAAGUCUGUUAUAGUGUAAUUUAAAUGCUAAUCUUUUA
This is a messenger RNA of Xenia sp. Carnegie-2017, 1724 nucleotides long. RefSeq lists its product as uncharacterized. The record is from RefSeq and is a predicted model, not a curated record. The coding region runs from base 142 to 1263 and encodes 373 amino acids. Gene Ontology annotation, biological process: positive regulation of proteasomal ubiquitin-dependent protein catabolic process; protein polyubiquitination. Gene Ontology annotation, molecular function: protein binding. NCBI's taxonomy places the organism in Eukaryota, Metazoa, Cnidaria, Anthozoa, Malacalcyonacea, Xeniidae. The transcript is spliced from 3 exons.